Messenger RNA from Parnassius apollo (apollo), 1614 nucleotides. The record is from the annotation of a GenBank genome assembly. Lineage: Eukaryota; Metazoa; Arthropoda; Insecta; Lepidoptera; Papilionidae.
AUGUUCUACGUGCUACUUGUCCCAGCUCUUAUUCUCUGGUACACUUACUGGCGAAUGUCUAGAAGGCAUAUGUACGAAUUAGCUGAAAAACUUCAAGGGCCACCAGGAUUGCCUUUACUUGGAAACGCUUUGGAAUUUACUGGGGGAUCGGAUGAAAUAUUUAGAAACAUUGUCCAGAAAAGUAUUCCAUAUGACAAUGAAUCAGUCGUGAAACUCUGGAUUGGGCCGCGCCUUCUCGUAUUCCUGUACGAUCCCCGGGACGUCGAGCUAAUUCUAAGCAGCCAUGUCCACAUUGACAAAGCUGAUGACUACAGAUUUUUCAAGCCCUGGCUCGGUGACGGACUCCUUAUCAGCACAGGACAAAAAUGGCGUUCGCAUCGCAAAUUGAUUGCACCAACCUUCCAUUUAAACGUACUGAAGAGUUUCAUCGACUUAUUUAACGCUAACUCUCGCGCUGUUGUCGAUAAGCUGAAGAAAGAAAGCGGGGUCUUCGACUGCCAUGACUACAUGAGCGAGUGUACUGUAGAAAUCCUUCUUGAGACUGCGAUGGGUGUAAGUAAAAGUACUCAAGACCAAGGCGGUUUUGAAUAUGCAAUGGCCGUGAUGAAAAUGUGCGACAUUCUUCAUUUGAGACACACUAAGAUUUGGUUACGACCUGACUUGCUUUUUAACUUCACCCAAUAUGCUAAAAUUCAAAACAAACUUCUUGGUGUCAUCCACGGAUUAACAAAGAAGGUCAUUUUAAGGAAGAAGGAGGAGUUCAAAACUGGAAAGAAGCCAACGUUAGUCAGUGAGGUCGAAGCUCCUAAAGAAAACUCUACAAAGACUACUUCAGUCGAAGGUCUUUCCUUUGGUCAAUCAGCCGGUCUUAAGGAUGAUUUAGAUGUCGAUGAUGAUGUUGGACAGAAGAAACGCCUUGCUUUCCUUGACUUACUUUUGGAGAGCUCACAGAGUGGAGUCGUUAUCUCAGACGAGGAAAUUAAAGAACAAGUGGACACAAUUAUGUUUGAGGGUCACGACACUACUGCCGCUGGAAGCAGUUUCUUCCUUUCGAUGAUGGGAAUUCAUCAAGAUAUUCAAGCUAAAGUUAUUGAAGAACUCGACCAGAUAUUCGGUGAUUCCGAUAGGCCAGCAACAUUCCAGGAUACUUUAGAAAUGAAGUACCUUGAAAGAUGUUUGAUGGAGACUCUCAGAAUGUUCCCGCCAGUGCCAAUUAUCGCUCGUCAUCUGAAGCAAGAUAUUACACUUCCUUCAAGUGGCAAGAAGGUGCCUGCUGGUGCUACAAUUGUAAUUGCAACAUACAAACUGCACCGUCGCCCUGAUGUGUAUUCCAACCCUGACAAAUUUGACCCCGACAACUUCCUACCAGAACGCUCUGCUAAUCGUCACUACUACGCUUUUGUACCAUUCUCCGCUGGACCAAGAAGUUGUGUUGGCCGCAAAUACGCUAUGCUUAAAUUGAAAAUUAUCCUAUCGACCAUAUUAAGGAAUUUCCGUGUUAUUUCUGACCUCAAAGAAUCUGACUUUAAACUCCAAGCAGAUAUCAUCUUGAAACGCGCAGAAGGAUUCAAAGUUCGCUUGGAACCUCGCAAACGGAUGACAAAAGCCUUUUAA